Molecule: messenger RNA, 2322 nt
Organism: Aureobasidium namibiae CBS 147.97
Lineage: Eukaryota; Fungi; Ascomycota; Dothideomycetes; Dothideales; Saccotheciaceae
Product: DUF1793-domain-containing protein
Exons: 3
Coding region: 1-2322 (773 amino acids)
Biological process (GO): carbohydrate metabolic process
Source: RefSeq, a predicted model, not a curated record
AUGUUCUUGCUCACAUUUUCUAGGCACAAGACUCCAUCCUACUCGCCUGUCCGGCCUCCAGCGGUACCCCUUGCUGUUCGUAGUCCCUACACCAGCAUCUGGAUGUCUAAUGCCAAUAAUGGUACUCUCAAUACCAAUGGAGCUAUGUUCUGGCCCGGAACGCCUGCUGGCUGGGAAGGCAUCAUUGUCGUAGAUAAGGUUGCUUACGAGUAUAUGGGCACUGGAUUACAAUCUCUUCCGCAACUUGCUAAUGUCAAGGCUGCUUCCCAACUCGCUGUCUCUUUCGAUUCUCAAUACUCGAACUUUACCAUCCGUGCCGGUCCUGUCGAUCUUGUCGCCAGCUUCUUGAGUCCCGUCAUACCGCAGGACCUCUGCCGGACCAGUAUCCCACUCAGCUAUCUUCAAGUCAGCUUCCACAGCACGGACAACCAAUCUCAUGACGUCCAGCUAUAUAGCGAUGUCAACGCAGGCUGGAUUUCACCCGAGACUAACACGACCGUAAACUGGAAUCUGUUCGAAGGCGCUUCAGCUGUCAAUGGAAGUGGUAAUGCCACUGGUAGUCCGUCGACUGUCUACAGCUGGGUACUCUCGCAGGAGAACCAGUACGAGUUUGGAGAAGAGCAAGAUUUCCCUCAAUGGGGCAAUUUCACCUACUCUUCGAGCCCUGGAUACUCUCGAAACUUCAGCUUCCAGAGCGGCCACUCACUCGAUCUCCGGUACAACUACGUCGCAAGCCUCGAGCUCUCCAAUGUGGUGGAUUCUAAUUACCGCGGCGCCCAAAGCAAAGAACCAGUCUUCGCAUUCGUGCAUGACUUUGGUCUAGCGACUUCGGGAGACGCCCUGUAUACUAUUGGGACAGUGCAACAGAAUGUAAUCAGGUUUCUGACAUCCGAGGGACUUGUCCCUCUACAACCCUGGUGGACAGAGUGUUACGGCGAUGAUUUGUUCGACCUCAUCGAGUUUCACUACAACGACUUUGCGACCAGCCAAGCGAAGGGGGCCAGUUUCGAGACUCGACUCAAAGCAGACUCUGAGAAUUAUUAUGCCAUUGUGGCUUUGAGCGCCCGUCAGAUCAUGGCAGCAUAUGUUCUUACCGUUCCGCCGAAUCUCCGCUGCAGUAACUCUUCCUCGAUCACACAGGGCGAACCACUCAUGUUCCAGAAGGAGAUAUCGAGUAACGGCAACAUGAACACGGUGGAUGUCAUUUUUCCUGCAUUGCCCUUCUACCUUUACGCCAACCCCGAGAUGCUCAAAUUCGUCUUGAACCCAUUGUUUUAUAAUCAAGAAAGUGGAUUCUAUCCUAAUGGCUACAGCAUGCACGACCUAGGAACUCAUUUUCCUAAUGCUACUGGCCAUGUGGAAGGCAAUGACGAAUAUAUGCCUGUUGAGGAAAGUGGCAACAUGCUUUUGAUGGCCUAUGCUUAUUUCAAGUUCACUGGCGAUACAAGCUUCCUCUCUGAGCAUUACGCCAAAUAUCGACAAUGGGCAACUUACGUGACUGAGUACUCCCUUGUGCCAGAGGCUCAGCUGAGCACUGAUGACUUUGCGGGAACGCUUGCCAAUCAGACCAACCUAGCGAUCAAAGGUAUCGUGGGACUCAAAGCAAUGUCUUUCAUCUCCGAAGCUUUGGGCGAUCUUCAAUCUGCAGCCAACUACUCAUCGACGGCGUCUUCCUAUUACACUCAGUGGGAACAGCUCGCCAUUGAUCCAAGCGGGACUCACACCAUGCUCGCCUACCAGAGCCGUGGAUCCUUUGGUCUGCUUUACAACACGUAUCCCGAUAAGCUUUUGAAUCUCGGCAUCAUACCCAAGCGUCUAUACGAUAUGCAGAGUCGCUGGUAUCCAACUAUUUCUCAAGCCUUUGGUGUUCAACUCGACAGUCGGCAUACAUACACUAAGUCCGACUGGGAGAUGUGGACUGCAUCUACUUGUUCUCCAAGCACUCGCCGACUGUUUGUAAACGCGCUUGCAUACUGGCUCAACAACACCAGCACACGACUCGCCUUCGGUGAUCUUUUCGAGACUGUUGGCACAGGAGCUUACCCUGACGGAGUGACAUUCAUUGCAAGGCCCGUCGCCGGUGGCCAUUACAGCUUGUUAGCACUUCUCAAGACCGGUCAAAACAGUCAGACCGGCACCUCGCCUGGUGGCUUCCCACAAAACAGUACUCAGGCAUUGACCGAGUGGAGAGCAGGCUAUUUGAACAUUUCGGCCUCAAGCACUCCAGGGUCAACGACAAGGACAGCUACAGUUCCAACAGUUCCAGCGCCGUCAAGUGGCUUCUUCAACAACUCCACUACCUCGCGUGCUGGGCACAGGUGA